GCUCCCAACUUUCAAAUUCGUUUCCCGAACGCACGACGCAGGUUACUUCAGGCACAAUGCUCAGCAAGAGGAUCUUCAUUACUAUCGCCGUGGUGGUGGCCGCGGUAUGUCUCGCCGAGGCCCUGGAAGAGGGUCCUCACAACAUGGCUGAUACACUGCGUAUGCUGCAAGAGCUGGACCGCAUUUACACUCAAGCUGCUAGACCGAGGAUUGACCGCCGCGACUUUUCGGACGGGGACCAACUCAGCCCAGGCUCGUUAGAACGCGCGGUGCGGCUCCUUCAGCUGCAGAAACUAGACCGCAUUUACUCCUACCACAAUCGACCAAGGUUCGGAAAACGCUCCGAAGCUAUCUCGAACUGGGCCAAGGAUCUUGAAAAGCCGGACAUACCAGCCUGGUUAGCUUACGCCAGGAGAUGAGGGGCGCAAUGUUAACGAUUCCACACUAACUUAAACAAUCAUAAUAUAUUACGCCGCACUUCAUGGUUUUAAAGCCGUAAAUAAUAUUUAGUUCCCAUCCUUUAAUCCUAAAUGUAAGCCACUAGUCAUUAAGCAAUAACUUAAUUAAAUAAAGACUCGUUUACAUGGAGAGAGUUUCUUGGUUUGAAAACACGAGGCACAAAAACAAGUUGAACGAUAAAUUAAUAAAAAACGUAAUGCAAUGUUUCCAAACGUUUCCAGGCGGUUUGUUUAUGCUAGUUGUUAGCUACAAGUUAGUUGAUCCACCUGCUUUUGUAUUCACAUUUAUUUUAAUAUUUUUGCAUUAACUGAAGUUGACUACUGUAAGACAAUUGACUAGUUACUUCAAGAAUGGUCAUCGAAAUUGGUUUUUUUUCUUGUAAAAAAAUGACUUUUUGCCAAAAUAAUGUGAUAUAUUUGCUACUAUUUAAUAUGUUAUUUGUUCAUUCAAUUAUGAGAAAGAUACUGUUUUAACUAAGAUACGAAAAAGGCAAUGCUUCUGCUGUGUGGAAUAUACAGCAGACCCAUUCUUCUUCUUCUUCUUCCUCUGCGCUUGUCUCCGUACUAGGUCGGCCGGAACCUUCCGUUGUACGUAGCCACCAUUAUCACUGUUAUUAAAAUCGUAAUUGACUUUUAUUUUUAUUUAUAAAUAA
This is a messenger RNA of Pararge aegeria (speckled wood butterfly), 1111 nucleotides long. RefSeq lists its product as uncharacterized. Bases 57 to 419 code for a protein of 120 amino acids. The transcript is spliced from 5 exons. NCBI's taxonomy places the organism in Eukaryota, Metazoa, Arthropoda, Insecta, Lepidoptera, Nymphalidae. The record is from RefSeq and is a predicted model, not a curated record.